Messenger RNA from Owenia fusiformis, 1280 nucleotides. Lineage: Eukaryota; Metazoa; Annelida; Polychaeta; Sabellida; Oweniidae. The record is from the annotation of a GenBank genome assembly.
CUUAUCUGUAUUUACAUGUUAAAAAGUUUGAAGCUGAAUAAAGUGUAUAACUGAUGAGAAGUUGAGCCGCUAUAAUCAUGACUUCGUCUGUGCACACAUUACUGCAUCCUGUUAGAGUUCAGGAGCUAGUCCGUGGCUGGCUUCUAGAAGAUACCCCAAGUUUCGACUAUGGUGGAUUCGUAAUUGGUGACAAGAUAGAAACGGCUGUUCUUCUUUGUAAAUCCCCAGGAGUCCUGGCUGGUGUGCCAUUUUUUGAUGCGAUAUUUCAUGAACUAGGGUGUGAAAUAGAAUGGCUUCAUAAAGAAGGUACUUCACUGAGCCCUGUUUGUAAGGUCGCCAAAAUAUCUGGGAAAGUACGCCAUCUAUUAUUGGGAGAAAGAGUUGCACUAAACUGUAUAACAAGAUCUAGUGGUAUAGCAACAUUUGCAAGACAAUUAAAUGACCAAAAGAUGGCGUGCAAGUGGCAUGGAGAGAUUACGGGAACUAGAAAGACUACCCCAGGAUUUCGACUUGUUGAAAAAUAUGCACUUCUUAUUGGUGGAAUAUCUACUCAUAGAUAUGACUUGUCAUCGAUGAUAAUGCUCAAAGAUAACCAUAUAUGGACUGCCGGGAGUAUAACACAGGCUGUUAAAGAUGCCAAAUCAGUUGGAGGAUUCAGUACAAAGAUCGAGGUCGAAUGCAGAGGGUUUACUGAAGCCAAAGAAGCAGCCGAGGCUGGUGCUGAUAUUGUCAUGUUAGACAAUCACACUCCAGUGGCCUUAAAGGAGGUAGCGGAACAACUGAAAAAAGAAUUUCCAAAUUUGCUAAUAGAGGCCAGUGGUGGCAUCACGCUGGAUACCAUUGAGCAACAUUUUAGUCCUUACGUUGAUGUGAUAUCUCUCAGUAAAACCACACAGGGAUAUGAUACAGUAGACUUUUCCUUUAAGAUAAUUAAGGAAGGACAUAACCCAGAAAAUCCGCUUAUAUGAAUGCAGGCUGUGUGGUGUGAAAGGACAUGAUGUCCCCAUCGCCCAUUGUCAAAUAAUAUGAAGAGAUAUGAUACCAUGGACUUACUUUAAGAUUCAAGAGGAAGCACACAACCAAGGGAAUUUGCUUCAGAAUCCAAGCAUCAUUGAGUAGAUAUUUUCACCUAUCAAUUCUUUCUUUGGAGCAUGAUUGAAUAUUUUAUACAGUUCUGACCAAUAUUGGACAAAAUAUGCCAGUCAUUAUAAUUUUAUGUCACCAUUUAGUUUUAGUUAGUUAGAUACAGUAAAACCUGUUAAGUGAAAUACCUCACUAAG